AUGAGAAAUGAUAGAUCAGGAUCACCUGUAUCCAGUUCUGUGUCUAUAAAGAGUGACUGCUCCAUUGGUGUUCCACCGAAUCUCAGUGAAGAAACACCAACAGCUACUAAAAGUGAUAGAUCAGGAUCACCUGUAUCCAGUUCUGUGUCUAUAAAGAGUGACUGCUCCAUUGGUGUUCCACCAAACCUCAGUGAAGAAACACCAACAGCUACUAAAAGUGACAGAUCAGGAUCACCUGUAUCCAGUUCUGUGUCUAUGAAGAGUGACUGCUCCCUUGGUGUUCCACCAAACCUCAGUGAAGAAACACCAACAGCUACUAAAAGAGACAGAUCAGGAUCUGUAUCCAGCUCUGUGUCUGUGAAGAGUGACUGCUCCAGAGGUAAAGGAGCAAACGUCAAUGAGAAAACACCAACAGCUACCAAAAGAGACAGAUCAGGAUCUGUAUCCAGCUCUGUGUCUGUGAAGAGUGACUGCUCCAGAGGUAAAGGAGCAAACGUCAAUGAGAAAACACCUACAGCUACCAAAAGUAACCAGGGGCAGAAGAACUUAAUAAAUAUUGGUGCAGAGAUUACUCGGUGGAAAACUCUAAAACAACAAAAGAAAAUAAAGAGUGAUGAAGAACUGGCAUCUUUUCUUCUGAACAGGGUUCAGAUUAAGACAUCAGAUGCAGGCAUCCAGAGUAACAGGUUUCGCAAACAUUUCAGAGACAAUCUUUUAUGGAUCUUCCAGGAUCUUGAGAAUAAAGUAAUCAUAUUUCUGAAGAAUGAGUUGGAAAGGUUUAAGAAGAUAUUGAAAAAAGAAAACACACAAUACUUUGUGAAGGACUUUCAAGAGGACAGAAACAACAUCAAAGAAGCAGUUCUUGAUAUCACGCUCUACUUUCUUAGAGAUAGGAAGCAUGAUGAACUUGCUGAUAAGCUGGAAGAUGAGCUGGUCUUCAUUCACCACCAAAAAAAACUAAAAUCAAACCUGAAGAAAAAAUAUGAAUGUGUAUUUGAAGGAAUUGCAAAGCACGGUGACUCAACGCUUCUAAAUAAGAUCUACACAGAUCUCUACAUCACUCAGGGUGAAGGUCAACAAAUCAAUACUGAACAUGAAGUAAGACAGAUUGAGGCUGCUUCCAGGCGUCUAGAAACACCAGAGAUUCAGAUUGAAUGCACACAUUUAUUCAAGCAACCUGGACAAGACCAGUACAUCAGAACUGUGCUAACAAAAGGAGUUGCUGGCAUUGGAAAAUCUGUCUCGGCUCAAAAGUUUGUUCUGGACUGGGCUGAAGGAAAAGAAAAUCAGGAUAUCAGCUUCAUAUUUCCUCUUCCUUUUCGAGAGAUGAACUUAAAGGAGAAAGUAAUACAAAGUCUGAUGGACCUUAUAAGUCAGUUUUUUCCAGAGAUAAAAGGACUGAACCUUACAAGAAAUGACAAAUUUAAAGUGCUGUUCAUAACCACCAGACCAGCAGCGGCUGUUAAGAUCCCACCUGAAUGUAUUGACCGGGUGACAGAGGUACGAGGAUUCAAUGAUGAACAGAAAGAGGAGUACUUCAGAAAAAGAUUCACUGAUGAGAAUAUGGCCGACACAAUCAUUGAUCAUGUUAAAAAAUCAAAGAGUCUCUUCAUCAUGUGUCACAUCCCAGUCUUCUGCUGGAUUUCAGCCACUGUCCUUCAGAACAUUCUGGAGAAGAAGAGAAACGAUCAGUCUGAUGAUACAACAUCUGAAUAUACUCCUAGAACUCUGACACAAAUGUACACACAUUUCUUUCGCUUUCAGAUUCAACAGAGCAGAAGAAAGUAUGAAGGAAAAUAUUCUCCUGAUAUUUCCUGGGAUAAAGAGUCAAUCCUUUCACUGGGAAAACUGGCAUUUCAAAACCUGGAAAGAAACAAUUUGAUCUUCUAUGACUCAGACUUGGAGGCCUGUGGCAUUGAUAUAACUAAAGCAUCAGUUUACUCAGGGAUGUGCACACAGAUCUUUAAACAGGAAACAGGGAUCAUUACUGGUACCAUGUACUGUUUUGUUCACAUGAGCAUUCAGGAGUUUACUGCAGCUCUGUAUGCACAUCUGUUUCUAGACAUCAACAAGAAAAAUGCUUUUGUUCAAGAGCACAAAGAAAACAGCAAUGAUACAAUGAUUGGUUUACUAAAGACUGCAGUGGAUAAAGCACUUGAGAGUGAAAAUGGACAUCUGGAUCUUUUCCUUCGCUUUCUUCUCGGUUUGUCGCUUGAGUCCAAUCGUCCGCUCUUACGAGGUCUUUUAACACAAGAAGAGAGCAAUGAACAGAGCAACAAGGAAAUAGUGGAGUACAUCAAGCAGAAAUUUAAUGAUAAUUCAUCAGCAGAGAGAUCCAUCAAUCUGUUUUACUGUCUGAAUGAACUGAAUGAUCAAUCUCUGGUGAAGGAGAUUCAAAAGCAUCUUAGAGAAGGAAGUCUCUCAUCUGCUGACCUUUCACCUGCUCAGUGGUCUGCUCUGGUCUUUGUGUUGCUGACAUCAGAAGAAGAACUUGAGGAGUUUGAGCUUCAGAAAUUCAAGAAAUCAGAUGAAUGUCUCAUUAGAUUAUCACCAGUUGUCAAAACCGCCAAAAAGGCUUUGCUAAAUGAUUGUAAUCUAACAGAUAAAGGAUGUUCAGCUCUGGCUAAUGUUCUGGGGUCAGAUAGCCGUCUGAAAGAGCUCAAUAUGAGCAAUAAUAAUCUGAAGGAUUCAGGAGUCAAGCUGAUCUGUGAUGGACUCAUGAACACAAAGUGUGAAUUAGAGAUCCUGAGACUAUCAGACUGCAGUAUUGGAGAAGAAGGUUAUGUUGCUUUAUGUUCAGCUGUGAGAUCAAACCCAUCACAUCUGAUAGAGCUGGAUCUCAGUGGAAAUGAUCCUGGAGAAUCAGGAGUCAAACUCAUCUAUCAUUUAAUACAAGAUCAAAACUGUGCACUGAAGAAAGUCAGAUUAUUACAGACUUCUGCUGCAGCUGAAGGCUUCAAGUAUCUGAGUGAAACUCUUGUUAUAAAUCCUUUACUCCAGAGAGAACUGAAUCUGAAUGAUCAUAAACUAAACAACACAAGAGUGAAACAGAUCUGUGAUCUACUGAAGGAUAAACACUGUAGACUCAACACACUCAGAUUAAGUGGUUGUGGUCUAACAGAAGAAAGUUGUUCAGCUUUAGCUUCAGUUUUAAGAUCAAAGUCCGGUCUAAAAGAGCUCGACAUGAGCAACAAUAAUCUACAGGAUUCAGGAGUCAAGACACUUCACAACGGAUUAGAAAAUACAAACUGUCAACUACACAAACUCAGACUCUCAGACUGUAGUAUUGGAGAAGAAGGUUAUGUUGCUUUAUAUUCAGCUGUGAGAUCAAACCCAUCACAUCUGAUAGAGCUGGAUCUCAGUGGAAAUGAUCCUGGAGAAUCAGGAGUCAAACUCAUCUAUGAAUUAAUACAAGAUCCCAAAUGUGCACUGAAGACUGUCAGAUUUUUACAGAGUCGUUCAGCAGAAGAAGCUCGUCAGUAUCUGAAUAAAGUUGUUGGUAAAGAGAUUUUACUCCAGAGAGAUCUGAAUCUGAAUGAUCAUAAACUAAACAACACAAGAGUGAAACAGAUCUGUGAUCUACUGAAGGAUAAACACUGUAGACUCAACACACUCAUGUUAGGUCAGUGUGGUUUAAAAGAUGAAGGUGUUUCUGCUCUGACCUUAGCUCUACAUUCAAAUCCUUCACAUCUGAGACAGCUGGACCUGAGUGGAAAUAAACUAUCAGACACUGAUGUUGAAUCUCUUUGUUUUCUACUGGGAAAUCCACAAUUCAAGCUGGAAACACUGGGGUUGUGUGGAUGCAGUAUUACAGAGAAACAGUGUGUUAAACUGAUUUCAGCUCUGUGUACAAACCCUUCACACCUGAGAGAGCUGAACCUCAGUGACAAUACACUUAAAGACUCAGGAGUGAAACACUUGUGUCAUCUAUUGAAACAUUCAGACUGCAAACUGGAGAAACUGAAGUUGUGUAAAUGCAGUAUUAAAUAUGCAAGGUGUGAUGAACUGAUUUCAGCCCUGUGUUCAAACCCUUCACACCUAAAAGAGCUGAACCUCAGUGAGAAUAAAAUCAAGGACACAGGACUGAAUCUUUUAUCUAACCUACUGAAUAAUUCAGACUGUAAACUGAACAAACUGAGUCUAAACAAGUGUAAAAUCACAGAUGUUGCUCCAUUACUUAAGACUUUGGCUGAUACAACAACAUUGAGGUUUCUUGAUCUGAGUAAUAAUCAUAUAAACGACUCGUCACUGAAUCAGCUUCGUGAAGUACUAAAGAGAUCAAACUGUGAACUCAGACUAGAAAGUAAAGGUUGGUUACCAUGGAACUUAAAAAUGCCUGGGUUAUGGGGUGAACAGUCAUCAUCAGAUGAAGAAAAGGAGGACACUUCAUCUCAAAAAAGCUUUACACCAAAGGAUGAAGCAGAAGCUGAUCAGAGCACAGAUGGAUCAAGUGUAGACCAAAAUAUGGAGACUCCAGUAUAA
Molecule: messenger RNA, 4482 nt
Organism: Misgurnus anguillicaudatus (oriental weatherfish)
Lineage: Eukaryota; Metazoa; Chordata; Actinopteri; Cypriniformes; Cobitidae
Source: RefSeq, a predicted model, not a curated record